AUUUUGUAAAUUUUUCACAAUUUAAGCAAAAUAAGUAAAAAUUGCUGAAAUUUAAAGGCUUCACAGCCAACUAAGCUGCCAAGAUGUCCAACUGCAUUGAGAUUCCGUUGCAGGACACAGAUGAGGUCAUCGAAGUGGAUCCGGAUCAAUUGCCGGACAGCCAAGAAGUGUUGAGCAUUUUGAAGCAAGAACGUGCUCCACUGCAUGUGUGGGUUAAUGUUGCGCUGGCUUACUAUAAGCAAAAGAAGACCGAAGACUUUGUUACUUUACUGGAAGAAUCACGGGGAACAUGUGCCACAAAGGACUAUCGGGACUCCGACAAGGAUUCGAUGCGCGCUCUAGACAUGUUGGCUGCUCACUAUGUCCAGGAGGCGUAUCGGGAGAAGUCCAAAGACAAGAAACGCGAGCUGUUCAUGAAGGCCACUAACCUGUAUACGAGCGCCGAUAAGAUCAUUAUGUACGAUCAGAGUCAUUUGCUGGGCAGAGCAUAUUUCUGUCUGCUAGAAGGUGACAAAAUGGAUCAGGCCGAUGCCCAAUUCAAUUUCGUGCUGAAUCAAUCGCCCUCAAAUAUACCCUCAUUGUUGGGCAAGGCGUGCAUUGCGUUCAAUCGCAAGGAUUAUCGAGGAGCAAUGGCUUUCUACAAGAAAGCGUUGCGCACUAAUCCCAAUUGUCCGGCUAAUGUGAGAAUAGGCAUGGCCCAUUGUUUUCUUAAAAUGGGAAAUCCGGUGAAGGCGAAAUUGGCCUUCGAGCGAGCCUUGCAGUUGGAUCAGCAAUGUGUCGGUGCCUUGAUUGGCCUCGCUGUGCUUAAACUAAACCAACUGGAACCCGAGUCGAAUAAGUUGGGAGUGCAAAUGUUGUCCAAGGCCUACACCAUCGAUAAUGCCAACCCCAUGGUAUUAAAUCAUUUGGCGAAUCAUUUCUUCUUUAAAAAGGAUUAUCAGAAGGUUCAUCAUCUGGCUUUGCAUGCUUUUCAUAAUACGGAGAACGAAGCUAUGCGGGCUGAGAGUUGUUAUCAAUUGGCUCGGAGUUUUCAUGCCCAGAGUGACUAUGAUCAGGCGUUCCAGUACUACUAUCAAUCGACCCAGAUUGCUCCAGCAAACUUUGUGUUGCCCCACUAUGGACUGGGACAGAUGUACAUCUAUCGCGGUGAUACUGAGAAUGCCGCCCAGUGCUUUGAGAAGGUCUUGAAGAUCCAGCCGGGUAACUACGAGACAAUGAAAAUUCUUGGGUCUUUGUAUGCCCAUUCGAAUUCGCAGACCAAACGAGAUAUGGCUAAAACGCAUCUAAAAAAAGUCACUGAACAGUUUCCCGAGGAUAUUGAGGCCUGGAUUGAAUUGGCUCAAAUAUUGGAGCAGAAUGAUUUGCAAGCUUCGCUAAAUGCCUACGGAACAGCAUCGAGCAUUCUGCGGGAUAAGGCAAAAUAUGAGAUUCCUGCCGAGAUUCAGAAUAAUGUGGCCUCAUUGCACUAUCGUUUGGGCAAUCUGAAAAUGGCAAAAGACACAUUGGAGAGUGCCCUGCAGCAUGCAACCUCCGAAAUGGACAAGGAUGUCAAAUAUUAUGAAUCCAUUCAGGUUACCAUGAAAUACAAUUUGGCCCGUCUCAAUGAGGCCAUGAGUAGCUAUGAUGUUGCCGACAAGCUGUAUAAGGAAAUCCUUAAGGAGCAUCCCAAUUAUAUUGAUUGCUAUUUACGCUUGGGCUGUAUGGCCAGGGAUAAGGGAUUGAUUUUUGUGGCUUCUGAUUUUUUCAAGGAUGCUUUGAAUAUUAAUAAUGAUAAUCCAGAUGCUAGAUCUCUCUUGGGUAACUUGCAUUUGGCCAAAAUGCAAUUUGCUUUGGGUCAAAAGAAUUUUGAAACUAUACUCAAAAAUCCAUCCACCUCGACCGAUGCUUAUUCUCUGAUAGCCUUGGGAAACUUUUCGCUACAGACACUGCAUCAACCGAGCAGAGAUAAGGAAAAGGAGCGCAAACACCAGGAGAAGGCUCUGGCCAUUUUCAAGCAGGUUCUGCGUAACGAUUGCCGCAAUAUUUGGGCCGCCAAUGGCAUUGGAGCCGUAUUGGCCCACAAGGGUUGUGUGAUAGAGGCACGCGACAUUUUUGCUCAAGUUCGUGAGGCAACUGCCGAGUUCUGCGAUGUUUGGCUAAACAUUGCCCACAUCUAUGUGGAGCAGAAGCAAUACAUUAGUGCCAUACAAAUGUAUGAGAACUGUAUGAAGAAGUUUUUCAAGCACAACAAUGUGGAGGUGAUGCAAUAUCUGGCCCGGGCCUAUCUCAGGGCAAACAAGCUGGUGGAGGCCAAGGCGGUGCUGCUCAAGGCACGCCGUGUGGCACCCCAAGAUACAGUUUUGUUGUUCAAUAUAGCCGUAGUCUUAUCACGGUUGGCCAUGGCCAUAUUAAAGGAUGAGAAAUCCACAUUGGAAAUAGUGCUGCAGGCGGUCAACGAACUGGAGUUGGCCCACAAAUAUUUCCAGUAUUUGUCUGUGCAUGGUGAUAAGACUCGAUUUAAUAUUGAGGUGGCUGGUAUUGAGGCCAAUACCUGCCAGGAUCUACUCUCACAGGCGCAAUAUCAUGUGGGCCGUGCUCGGCGCAUCGAUGAAGAGGAGCGUUCGCUACGCCGCAAACAGGAAGAGGAACGUGAAGCCUUCAAAUUGAAGGUAGCCGAGCAACGCAAAAGGAGGGAAGAGGAAGCCAAGACCUCACGCGAUCAAUUGCUGGCCAAGCGCCAGGAGUAUGUGGAGAAGACAAAGAAUCUGCUCAUCAUAGCCGAAAAGGAUCGCAAAAAGAGCAGUGGUCGUCCGCGAAAGGAUGAUUACAUUUCGGAUAGUGGAAGUGAUGAUGCUGGAGCGCCUCGAGCCGAAGGUGAACGGCCUCCGAAGAAGAGCAAGACCAAGGCGGACGGCAAGAAAGGAAGCAAACGUAAGCGUAAAACGGAGAAAUAUGAAAGCGAUAGUGAAGAGGAACCCAGCGCCAGUAGCAAAUCUGGUAAGAAGAAGAAGAAGCAGCCCAAGGCGGUCAAGGAGUCUAAGGAGAAGCUGUCGGCGAAGCAGCGACUUAAGAUCGUAUCGAAAGAGACCAUCUCGACAAGCGAGUCGGAGAGUGAUAGCAAACGGAGUCGCAGCCGAAGUAGAAACCGAAGUGGCAGUCGGGCCAGUCGUUCCCGGUCGCCAAGCGGCAGCCGGAGUCGCAGCGGCAGUAGGAGUAGAAGUAGAAGUGCCGCCAGUGGCAGCAAAAGCCCUGCCAGUGGCAGUGAUCGUGGUGGUCGCAAACGGACCCGCAGUCGCAGCGGAUCCAGCUCUGGCAGCGAUAGUGAUGCUGGUGUUACUCAACGUAAGCGUGCAAAGAAUCGCAUUGACUCUGGAGCAGAGUCGGAUGCAUCCAAGUCGAGAUCGAAGUCACGAUCCAAAUCGAAAUCUGCCUCAAGAUCAAGAUCGCGAUCGCGAUCAAGGUCACGCUCCAAAUCUGGUUCAAGAUCGAGAUCAAGAUCGGCAUCGAAAUCCCCAUCAAGGUCGAGGUCACGAUCACGAUCACGAUCAAAAUCCCGCUCAAAAUCCGGAUCACGGUCACCUCGUUCUAAUCGGUCAGGCAGCCGUUCCCGGUCUUCAUCCAAGUCUCCAUCCCGCAGUCGUUCCGGUUCACCAGAGAAUUGACGAAUUUUAAUUGCAAAAACCAAGCCCAUUCAUUUGAUUACUAUAAAUUUUAUUUCCUUUCGUUUCGAGAUGCAAAAGAAUUAAAUAAAAUUAAAAAAAAAUAUUUCUGUGACAAUUGCUUAAGUGUCGCUAAAAAGUAA
This is a messenger RNA of Drosophila willistoni, 3781 nucleotides long. It is a transcript of the gene Ctr9, whose product is annotated as RNA polymerase-associated protein CTR9 homolog. NCBI's taxonomy places the organism in Eukaryota, Metazoa, Arthropoda, Insecta, Diptera, Drosophilidae. Gene Ontology annotation, cellular component: Cdc73/Paf1 complex. Gene Ontology annotation, molecular function: RNA polymerase II complex binding. The record is from RefSeq and is a predicted model, not a curated record. The coding region runs from base 84 to 3641 and encodes 1185 amino acids. The transcript has 6 exons. Gene Ontology annotation, biological process: regulation of DNA-templated transcription.